Messenger RNA from Cicer arietinum (chickpea), 1383 nucleotides. RefSeq names its product ribosomal RNA small subunit methyltransferase, mitochondrial. Gene Ontology annotation, cellular component: mitochondrion. The record is from RefSeq and is a predicted model, not a curated record. Gene Ontology annotation, biological process: rRNA methylation. Gene Ontology annotation, molecular function: rRNA (adenine-N6,N6-)-dimethyltransferase activity. Lineage: Eukaryota; Viridiplantae; Streptophyta; Magnoliopsida; Fabales; Fabaceae.
UUUCAAUAAAAGUUUUCUUCUCUAUCCAUUUUCAAUAGAAAAAUAGGACACAUCACUAUUUUUCUUUCCCCCCGUUUUUCCUCCCGUUUCAUUUCAUGCCAAAACCAAACAAAGGCUAAGUCUAACAAAUUUGAUUUUUUGGCAUAUGAUUAAGUUGAGUUAACAAUGGAUUGAAGUUGAACCAUGCUUGGCGCCACAAGACGCGUUACUGAGCUAAUUCCUCGGAGUUUACAAUCGUUGCGUCGACUCCAUGAGGACAUCGAAGACAACAUACAUUUUUACAAGAGCAGAGGUCAACACAUCCUCACAAACCCUCGAAUUCUGGACGCUAUCGUUCGUAAAUCUGCAAUUAACCCCACUGAUACGGUCCUCGAGAUCGGUCCCGGCACUGGAAACCUCACCCUUAAACUUCUAGAAGCUUCCCAUGAAGUUAUAGCCAUCGAAAUCGACCACCGCAUGGUUCCCAUUCUCGAGAAUCGCGCCCUCAAACGUGGCCUCCGCAACAAACUAAAGGUCAUAACCAAAGAUGCAUUGAGAACAGAGUUUCCACCAUUUGAUCUCGUUGUUGCAAACAUUCCUUACGGUAUAUCUUCACCCCUCGUGAUUAAACUUGUAUAUGGAACGACACGGUUUCGAAGCGCAACUCUUCUGUUACAGAAAGAGUUUGCUAGAAGAUUACUGGCUAAUCCUGGUGACUCCGAGUUUAACCGUUUAGCCGUUAACGUUAAGCUUCUUGCUGACGUGGAGUUUGUUAUGGAUGUUAGCAAGAGAGACUUUUUUCCAUCACCAAAAGUUGAUUCGUCUGUCGUUAUAAUUCGUCCUAAGGAUAAGAUCCCCACCGUUGAUCUUCGUGAGUGGAGGGCUUUCACUAGGACUUGUUUCAAUAACAAGAACAAGACGCUUGGUGCUACGUUUAAGAGCAAGAGGAAAGUUUUGGAGCUGUUGGAAUUUUCCAAAGAUGAUGUUUGCAAUUCAUUUAAGGAAAAGAUAAUUGGAGUUCUUAGAGAGGGGGGUUUUGAGGAUAAAAGGCCUUCGAAACUUUCAAUUGAUGAAUUACUGCAUUUGCUCUAUUUGUUUAAUCAGGUUGGCGUUUAUUUUGAUCAUCAUGGAGAGCUUAGGAAUGAAGAUGAUAGGUUUGAGGAUGGUGAUAUUGAUGACAAGUGAUAUAAGCAUCAACUACUUUGUGACAUUGUGUAUAUUAUUAAUAUUAGAUUUUCUCAUAUUAGCAAAGGUUGGUUAUUGGAUGAAUUUAAUAGCUGACAGAUCAAUGCUCCAGUUGUUUGAAUUUGAAUCCAACGAUUGAUCAGUGGCUGCAAAGACUGGAGAAAAUUAACUGAUUAGUUUUAUUCGCAUAAUACUAUGAAUGAAAGCCUUUUUAUUUUA